AUGUCUUCCUCCGAUAAGUCAUCGCAGCCACCUGCGUCGGCGCCGUUGCUCACACGCCCCGACUACGAAUUUACCCCCGCUCAGGACUGGUUCAGCGGCAAUGUCGAGAGAUGGCGGGGACUCUUCUCCCUGGUGGCCGCAUCCGCGCCCCGCGCCCUCGAAAUUGGCACUUGGGAGGGUCGCUCCUCCGUCUUCCUACUCGAGGAGCUGUGCAAAGACGCCGGCGAGCUCGUGACGAUCGACCACUAUGAUAUGCUCCAGACGGAAGCCGGCCGCGCACGCCGCGCGCGAGUCGAGCGCAACCUACGUCUCGCAGGCGGUCGGUCGCGCGUCAUCGAGGCCUUCAGCGUCCCUGGCCUCAUGACGGUCCUCCGCGACGAGACAGAGGCUGCAGUCGCAGCCGCGGGCUUCGACUGGCUAUACGUCGACGGCUCACACCGCGCGGAUGACACUUUCCUGGAUGGCGAGCUCGUAUGGCGGCUCGCGCGCAAGGGCGCCAUCAUCAUCUUCGACGACUACCGCUGGCCCGCGGAGAGUCCGGGGAGCAUGCUGCACCCCCGCCGCGGCAUCGACGCCUUCCUCGAGCUGCACGCAGGCGAGUUCGAGAGACUGUCUGGCGAGGGCGACUACCAGAUGAUCGUGCAGAAGAAGACGGAGAUGCGCAUCGGGUGGGCGUAUGCCGAGGGAGCUUCCGCCACCAUCGAGAGCGCGCUUGACUACGGAAUCAAUCUCGCGUUCGCCGUGGAUAGCGCGUACGCGAUGCCCGCGACGGUGGCGAUCAGUAGCGCCAUCCGUGUUCUCUCGCCCCAGGCGCGCUGCACGGUGUACGUGUUGGACUGCGGCGUGUCGAAGGAGGAUAAGGAGAAGAUCAGCGCGGUUAUCGACAAGGACAGGGGCGUGCGCACCAGCAUCGUCUUCCUAGAGUCCGCAGAGGACGACCUGUGUCGCACCUUGGGCAGCGCAACGUGGGCAAAGCUCGACGUUGUGCGCCGCGUUCCUACAGAGCGAGUUCUCUACCUCGACGCGGACGUGCUCGUCAUGGAUGACCUCGCUGAGUUGUGGAACACCGACUUGCAAGGGAAGGCCAUAGGAGCUGCGCCGGACGUAGGAUAUCCGAGGGGUCAUCCAGGACUGGAUCUCGCUAGCGCACAGUCAGGCCAUGCGAGCGUCCUAAAGGACGACAUCAGGACGGCAGGAGCUCAAGACAACGCUGACAGCCCUGCGUACUUCAACGCCGGCGUCCUUCUCAUGGACCUGACCAAGAUGCGCAGCAGCGCAUCCGAUCUCGCGCGACUCGCGCGAAGCGCAACGGACCUUCACUUCAAGGACCAAGACGUCCUGAACCUGCAUUUCGCUGGUGACUGGAUUGCGCUGUCGCUGAAGUACAAUGCGCAAGGACUGGGCACUUAUGCCAGCAUCGUCACGCCAUGGCGCAUGCUCCUCGACAUCGACGAGAUGCGCGAUUCGCCGGUCAUUGUUCACUUCACCGGCCCUGUCCAGCCUUCGCUUGUCAAAGUGUUGAAUCCUUGGGUUCAGCCUUACACCGCAAAGCCCUGGGGAUAUGCCGGCUCACCGGGACAUCCAUUCGCGGAUGCGUGGUGGAAAGUACUAGAGAGGACUGCGUGGGCAGGGAUUCGUGGCACCGCCUCGUACAAGGCAUGCCAAGAGGCCGCGAAGCAGAGGGCGCUAAGUGAGGCUCGCGACAGGUUUCUAGAGCUCUUUGGGAGUUCUGUAUGA
Schizophyllum commune H4-8 is the source of this 1737-nucleotide messenger RNA. Its product is annotated as glycosyltransferase family 8 protein. The transcript has 2 exons. Gene Ontology annotation, cellular component: Golgi apparatus. The record is from RefSeq and is a predicted model, not a curated record. The coding region runs from base 1 to 1737 and encodes 578 amino acids. Gene Ontology annotation, molecular function: glycosyltransferase activity. Lineage: Eukaryota; Fungi; Basidiomycota; Agaricomycetes; Agaricales; Schizophyllaceae.